Molecule: messenger RNA, 978 nt
Organism: Lolium perenne
Lineage: Eukaryota; Viridiplantae; Streptophyta; Magnoliopsida; Poales; Poaceae
Source: RefSeq, a predicted model, not a curated record
GAGUGAUGGCAAUCCACGACAUAGACAUGCAUGGGGAGGAUCCGGGAAACUACUUUUCCGCUCUGACAGCUAAAUUCAUCGAGCCGCUGCAGGUUUUUGUGGUCGGUAAUACUGCAGGAUAUAUCCAGGUUUAUUCUUACGAAAAAGUGGAGAAGCUGCAGACUUUUAGAGCUCAUGCGGAUGUCAUCACCUCACUGGCGGUUCACCCCAGUGAGCCAUUAGUGCUCUCGGCAUCUUACGACAGGCUGAUCAAACUUUGGAACUGGGGGGCUGAAUGGCACUGCAUACGGACAUUCCAAGGACACUCGAGCUUUGUGCAUCAAGUCAAGAUCAACCCGCAGACUGCGGGAAAUACUUUUGCUAGUUGCUCACGUGACUCCACGAUAAAGAUCUGGAACAUGGAUUCUCCUACUCCUGUUGCCUCAUUCGAGUGCGAUCCACAAUUUGCUGGUGAUCUUGAUUAUUUCUGCCCGGGCGGGGCUUUGCAGUAUUUGGUUACACACACUACGUUUGAUGGGAGUGCACAGAUCUGGGAUUUGCAGACAAAGACAUGUAUUAAACUUAUCCAGGGACUUCAAAAUAUUUUCUGCAAUAUUGCUGUGGUUGAAGGACCCCUAGGUCGUUCGAUUCUGCUUACAGUGUCAGAUGACGACACUGUUGCUUUUUGUGACUCAACAACGCAUAGGUAUGAGAACAGGGUUAACUUUAAUUUGGGAGAUGUUCGGGACUUCGCAUACAUUACCAUGACAAAAAGCAUUGCCGUCCUAUGUCAAAGGGGAAUUGUAAUCAUGGAAAUCGAUUGAUCUUCCACAAAGAUCCAGUUUCUAGCGAAGGCGUGCCAGAUGUGGCUUUUGAUGUUUAGUCGGUACUGUACGCUGUAUGAUGACAAUCCUGGUUGGUCUUGGUGGAUCGUUUUGUAUCAGUCACCACGUAUAUUUUUGAAGCGCGCAUUGAACUGUUAGCGGAUACCAUCAUUCU